This is a messenger RNA of Elephantulus edwardii (Cape elephant shrew), 1452 nucleotides long. RefSeq names its product solute carrier family 29 (equilibrative nucleoside transporter), member 3 (gene SLC29A3). Gene Ontology annotation, cellular component: plasma membrane; Golgi apparatus. The coding region runs from base 1 to 1452 and encodes 483 amino acids. The record is from RefSeq and is a predicted model, not a curated record. The transcript has 6 exons. Lineage: Eukaryota; Metazoa; Chordata; Mammalia; Macroscelidea; Macroscelididae. Gene Ontology annotation, biological process: nucleoside transmembrane transport. Gene Ontology annotation, molecular function: nucleoside transmembrane transporter activity.
AUGGUCAGUGCACAUAAGAAUACAUUGGCCAUUGUAUCAGAGAACAACUUCCGUCACAGUGCAAACUCCACCUACAGAACCGGAAGCACCUCUGUACAAACUGAGCAGGAGGCAUUGCUCGAGAAGCUGAUAGACAGCCCACUGUCUGGUCUGAAGAGGCCCGAGGACCACUUCAAUGGCACCUACAUCAUCUUCUUCAUCCUGGGCAUCGGCUCACUGCUGCCAUGGAACUUCUUUGUCACUGCCAAAGAGUACUGGUUGUUCAAAUUCCACAACUCCUCCAGCCCAGCCACACAGGAGGGCAGUACAGACUCGGACAUCCUGAACUACUUUGAGAGCUACUUCGCGGUUGCCUCCACUGUGCCCUCCGUCCUCUGCCUCAUGGCCAACUUCGUGCUUGUCAACAGGAUUCCGGUCAGUGUCCGUGUUCUGACCUCCCUGGCCAUCAUGCUGACCAUCUUCGUGAUAAUGACUGUGCUGGUGAAGGUGGACACCUCCUCCUGGACCCAGGGCUUCUUUGCUUUCACCCUGACCUGCAUGGUGGUCAUCAGCGGCACCUCCACCGUCUUCAGCAGCAGCAUCUAUGGCAUGACUGGCUCCUUCCCCAUGAGGAAUUCCCAGGCGCUGCUAUCAGGAGGUGCCAUGGGCGGGACCAUCAGCGCUGUGGCCUUGUUGGUGGACCUGGCUGUGUCCAACGAUGUGACGGAUAGUGCCCUGGCCUUCUUCCUGACUGCUGACGUCUUCCUCAUGGUCUGCAUCGGGCUGUACCUGCUACUGCCCAGGCUGGAGUACGCCAGGUACUACAUGAGGCCCAUCCGGCCAGCCCGGGGACUGCCCAGUGGUGAGGAGCAGCCCUGGGACUCCCCCAGGGCCUCAGUGUUGGACCCCAGCCCUCUUGGCUCCCACAUGCCCCCUCUGCGCCCCAUCCUGAAGGUGACGGCAGGCCUGGGCUUCUGUGUCAUCUGUAUCUUCUUCAUCACCGGCCUCAUCUUCCCUGCCAUCUCCACCAACAUCGAGUCCCUGGAAAAGGAGUCGGGAUCAUUAUGGACCACCAAGUUCUUUGUCCCCCUCACCACCUUCCUCCUGUACAACUUUGCCGACCUCUGCGGCCGGCAGAUCACAGCCUGGAUCCAGGUACCAGGGCCCAAGAGUAAGCUGCUCCCAGGGCUGGUGCUCCUCCGGACCUGCUUCAUCCCCCUGUUCAUGUUUUGCAACUACCAGCCCCGUAUGCACCUGAAGACAGUGGUCUUCACGUCUGACAUCUACCCCAUAGUCUUUACCUCCCUGCUGGGGCUCAGCAAUGGUUACCUCAGUACCCUGGCUCUCAUCUAUGGGCCCAAGAUCGUGUCCCGGGAACUGGCUGAGGCCACAGGAGUGGUCAUGUCCUUCUACCUGAGUCUGGGUCUGCUGCUGGGCUCAGCCUGCUCUACGCUGCUGGUGCAUCUCAUCUAG